This is a messenger RNA of Lineus longissimus, 979 nucleotides long. RefSeq names its product ethylmalonyl-CoA decarboxylase-like. The transcript has 3 exons. The record is from RefSeq and is a predicted model, not a curated record. Bases 125 to 958 code for a protein of 277 amino acids. NCBI's taxonomy places the organism in Eukaryota, Metazoa, Nemertea, Pilidiophora, Heteronemertea, Lineidae. Gene Ontology annotation, biological process: fatty acid beta-oxidation. Gene Ontology annotation, cellular component: cytosol.
UUUGCCACGUGCUCUAGCGUUGAUUGUCACGCAUCAUCGCCAGAGCCGUUUUUCAGUCUCUCUAGUUGGUUCCAUAGCAGCCUCUGGACAUAAAGGACGAAUCAUUCGGUCCAUCCAAUCCAGGAUGUGUUCAUAUGAGUCUGGUGAAACGGACACAUCGAGGAGAAUGAUCAGGGCGAAGCUGGCAGCCUGCCCUGGGGGAUCCAUCGACCUGAAUAAGUGUUGUGAGACCGGCAUUGCCACCGUGACCAUCAACAAUCCGAAGACAAGGAAUGCUUUCAGUGGCAGCAUGAUGGUCGACCUGGCAGAUGUAGUGGCUGAGCUGGAGACAUGGAGAGAUGGAAAAGGACUGUUGGUCCAUGGCGCGGGAGAGUUCUUCACCUCAGGCGGUGACUUCAACACCGUCAUGAAGCUCAUCGACCCAGUCAGUGGCAGCCUGUUCUGCGCCUUCAUGCACGACACACUAAAGAGGCUCCAUCGUCUGCCCUUGAUAAGUGUGUCUGUAAUUCAGGGGGGUGCGCUCGGAAGCGGUGCAGAGAUUGCUAUGGCGACAGACAUCCGUAUCAUGACAUCUUCAUCAUAUUUGGCUUUUGUACAAUCUCAGUUGAAGAUCUCGACCGGUUUUGGUGGAGGAACCAUCUUAACCAGACUGGUUGGUCGGUCAAAAGCUUUGGAUUUGCUCGCAAGUGGACGCCAUGUAGGCUCUGAAGAAGCUCUUAGAAUUGGCCUUGCAGACCAGAUUGUUCCGAACGGAGAAAGUGAUGUUGUUUUUGGAAAGGCCCGGCUGUCGGAAUUGACUCGAGGACCAGUAGAGGUUGUAAGGAGUACGAAAUCUGUUGUUAUGGCAGCAUCGGAGCUGUCAGUGGAGGAAUCGUUGGACAAUGAAAGGCGCGUUUUUGGAACACUCUGGGGAUCUGAGGAACAUAAGUGCAUAGUCAAAAGGUUUCUCCAAAAAUGAAAUGUCAAGUCUCAUUCUAGU